Juglans microcarpa x Juglans regia is the source of this 1236-nucleotide messenger RNA. RefSeq lists its product as uncharacterized. Lineage: Eukaryota; Viridiplantae; Streptophyta; Magnoliopsida; Fagales; Juglandaceae. The coding region runs from base 88 to 933 and encodes 281 amino acids. The transcript is spliced from 3 exons. The record is from RefSeq and is a predicted model, not a curated record.
UCUCAUCACGCAAGAGCCUUUUCUUCCUCCCUCCCUCCCUCUCCGUUUUUCUUUAAUUUUUUGUCUGUCUUCCUGGCUUUCAAGAAGAUGGGUAUUCUUCAUGAAGAGAAGGUUCUUGAAGAAACUAUAUACAGCCUCGAAGAGAAAGUUUCUGUUUUCCUAGCCGAAGAUAGUACCGGCGACUUGGACCGGUCUUUGGAUGGCGAACCGGAAGAAAACAACUCCGAUAACACUGAUCCGGUUGAGAGGACCUUGUACUGGGAAUCACGAGAAGCCUUGCUUCAGGAAAUUUUAGAUCACUAUAACUUAACAGUACCAAAGUUGCGGCGAGAGAUUAGCCAAACAAUAGAGGUAGUGAAGGAGGCGGAUUUCUGCAGGUGCUCCAAGCCAAGUGUUAAUGGUUGCACCCAUUGUUUGCGACGAGCCGUUGUCAACUUGCUUUGUGAGAAAGGAUUCAGGGCCACUCUCUGCACCUCUAAAUGGAGACACACUAGAAAGUAUCCGGGAGGGACACAUGAGUAUAUUGAAGUGGUAGCAAGCACCUUAUCUCUAAAGAAACACGUGACACUCCUGAUGGAAUUGGAGUUCCGGGACCAAUUCAAGAUUGCAAAAGCUUGUGAAGAGUACCACAAACUUGUGAGCCAAUUACCAGAGUACUACAUAGGAAAACCCGACCACCUGAAUGCCAUUGUUCAUGUUGUGUGUGAUGCGGCCAAGAAGUCGAUGAAGGAAAAGAAAAUACACAUGGGACCGUGGCGUAAGAGAAGCUUCAUGCAGAUGAAAUGGUCAGGUUCUAGUGAACAGAGGCAGCCCAGCUUUGAGCAAUCCUUGAGCAGUGAUCAGCUAAUUUCAUCAUCAUUAAUGCUUAGGCAAGCGAGUACUCAUGAAUCAUGCUUGCAAUUUACUGCUGCUCCGGCCGUGGUGGUCACCUAAUUAAGAAUUUUUGGGAACUUCUUACACGUCUCCAUCCACAAUUUUGUCUCUCCUUUUGGGCUUGUGCUUAGUUUGUCAGCGAUAUAUGGCUACGAGUUUGAAACUGAACUUAUUGCGGCCGAUAUUUAUAUAUUAUGAAUAUGAGAAUGUGAGCAGAGCGAGCCCAAUGCCAAGCAUCUCUUAAGUAUUGUAUUGUAGCUAGUAUUGUAUUUUGUUGGUGUUGAUCGGACCUAAGUAGCAGUACUAGUGUAUGUAGAAUGCUCAUUAAAGACAGCUUAUAUAUACACAACAUCUAUUUCGAGC